Molecule: messenger RNA, 1080 nt
Organism: Cryptomeria japonica (Japanese cedar)
Lineage: Eukaryota; Viridiplantae; Streptophyta; Pinopsida; Cupressales; Cupressaceae
Exons: 1
Coding region: 1-1080 (359 amino acids)
Source: RefSeq, a predicted model, not a curated record
AUGUACAAUGAUCCACAAAUGGGUGACAAGAAGUUUGAACUUGCACGAAAUGACGAUAGAGUAAAUACACACAACAGGUACAUACUACAACUUUGGAGAGAAAACAUUGAUUGGCAACCCGUUCUCUCUAGACAUGCAAUAAUUAAAUACAUUGCAAAGUAUGUAGCAAAAUUAGAGAAAAGUUCUGAAACAUACAAACAGAUGUUACUACGGUUGGCAAAUAUUGCAAACCCAGAUGAUUCUGCAACAAAGGCUUAUCGAAAACCACUAACUGAAACAAUAAUUGAGAGAGACAUUGGAGCACAAGAAAUGAGCCACAUGCUAUUGGAAUUGCCAUUGGUAGAAAGUAGCAGAAUAUUUAUUAAUCUGAAUGUCUCCACUAAAGUUUUCAAGCGCAUUGUAGAAAAUGUUGAAAAAAAUGAUGAUGAACAGACAGUCUCAUUCAUAGAUGCAUAUCGAAACAGGUCAUUUUCUAUGGAAGCAAUAUCAUUGAUUGAUGCAUCAAAAUCAUGGAUAUACAAUCCGAAAAGAAAAAGUGAGAACAAAUGGAAUGCAAGGAAAAGAGCAACUAUUGUCAGAGUAUUCCCUAGGUUCAUGUCCAUUCCCACACGUGGAUCGAAGAAAUGGUUCACAUUUUGUUUUUCAGAAUUGCUAGUAUACAAACCUUUUUGCAACAUUGAAAGGGACAUUGGGAAUAAUAAUGAUACAAUACAAACAAAUUGGGAUAACUUCAAUUACAAUCAAUGGCACAUGCAACGGACAAUAGAAACCGAGAAUUAUGACAACAUUGAACUUUCAGAAACUGAAGAAAAUGAUACUAGGCAAGAAGAAACAAUAGAAAACGAGUGGGAGAUAAUAUCUAGGCUUCAUUGUGGCCAAUUAAUGCAAACUUCAGAGUUUGAAAUGCUCAGCAGGAGGGACUUAGAUAAAGAUACAAAUUGGUCCACUGAUUAUGAAGGUGAAGAAUAUACUGACAAUGCCAUGAAUUUCAUUGCCACCGUCAAAACUAUUGGUUCUCUCAUCCAUGAUGAUAUACCACAGAUUGUCAACUAUCACAACCUCAGCAAUAAACAGGAAUAG